GAAACGAUACCGAGUGACCUAAAAUUGACCCCGUGACUCUCGAUAAAACCUCCGAGAUAUUGCCAGUCAACUUGAGACCGAGUAUACGACGCGUAUAAUAUGUCCAUCUCCGUUGCCGUUCAUCGAUUUGACUAGCAAGAAGAUUUGCAAGCAUCUCGAAUCCGCCGAUUUCUCAAAAUGUUAUUCUUACUAUUUACGGCGUGUCUCAUCGCCGUGACUCAGGCCGGAUGUCCCAUGCGACCGACGGUGGGACAAACUUCCGCAAAUAGAACACAAGGCGAUGGUGGUUAUAGGAUUCUUGUCAAAAACGAAUAUAUUCCCGAUACAAUCCAUAUAAUUAGUCUGCAAGGAUCACGAACGCACGAGAGAUUGCAACAAUUUACACGCUUCACUCUCACAGUGCACUCUUCAUACUUGCCGACUUCUUCGGCGCACGUCGGUUAUUUCCAGCUGUUUCCGGAUUCCUUGACCACCUUUGACGAGGACUGCGUUAACACGAUAUCCGAAACAACCGAUUUCCCGAAAUCGGAGAUUCAAGUGAUGUGGCGCGCACCGCCGACCGGUUCCGGAUGUGUUAUCUUUACCGCUAUGAUUUUGGAGAACAACGUACGAUGGUACGCUGAAGACGGUGCCCUUUCCAAGGUCGUUUGCGAGUCGACAGGCACGAAAGGUGAAAACGAGACUAGAUGCUGUGCCUGCGAUGAAGCCAAGUAUUCGAUAACUAUGGAGGGCAUCUGGUCAAACAGAACGCAUCCGAAAGAUUUCCCUUUUUCCACCUGGUUGACCCAUUUCAGUGACGUAAUCGGCGCAUCACACGAGCCAAAUUUCUCCUUCUGGGGCAGAGAUCACAUCGCGACAGAUGGCUUUCGACAACUGGCCGAGUGGGGCUCAGCGACAGGCGUCGAAGCAGAAUUACGAGAAAAUUCUAGAUAUCUCAGGACACUUAUUAAGGCUGCCGGUCUCUGGUUUCCUAAUGUCAAUUCCAAUACAACGACAAGUUUUACGGUGGAUCGAAAACAUAAUCUUCUCUCAGUGGCUUCUAUGUUAGGUCCGUCUCCUGAUUGGGUGGUAGGAGUGAGCAAACUUAAUCUUUGUCAGAAGGACUGCACGUGGACGAAAAGCAUGAUAAUCGAUUUAUAUCCUUGGGACGCCGGUACUGACAACGGCAUCAGUUACAUGUCGCCAAAUUCCGAGACGAAACCGCGCGAGAAGAUGAAGCCCAUAACGACUCUCUAUCCGGAAGACCCGCGAUCUCCGUUCUACGAUCCGUCUGGUAGACCGAUGCAUCCGUUAGCCCGACUGUACAUAAAUCGAGAAAAGAUCAUACCGCGCGGAUGUAGCGAGGAACUUUUACAGCAGCAAGUAGCUGAAUUGGAAGUGGCCGAGAACACCGAGGACACAUCAAGAUUCGAGUGCGAAACGACGGAUUACUCGCCAUGGUCCUCGUGUUCAGUGACCUGCGGCAAGGGCUUAAGAAUGCGCACAAGGUCGUACAGAAUGCCGCAAAAAGCCGCCAUGUUCAAUUGUAACAGACAACUGAUCUCGAAGGAGAUGUGCGUGGCGUCUAUCGCAGAGUGCUCGGGCGAGGAGGAAAGCGACGACGACGUAGUUUCGUCGCGAUUCGCGAGCAACCCACUUUGCGAGACCACCGAGUGGAGCGAGUGGUCCGAAUGUUCGAACACGUGCGGAAUAGGAAUGAAAACGCGCACGAGGAGAUUCCUCGAUCAUCGUGGCCGUAAAUGGUGCCCGUUAGUGUCGCUCGUCGAGAGGGAUAAGUGCAUGGGGCCGCCUUGCUCAACGGGAACGGAAGAGCAGAUCGAUCCUGUCUGCAAGGUCACGGAUUGGUCCGACUGGUCGCCGUGUAGCGCUUCCUGCGGCAAGGGUGUAAAAUUGAGGACGAGGUUGCUGAUGGUCGAUCCGUCUCUGCAGACGGAAUGCUCCUCGCGCGUGGAAUUGCUUCAGCAACGACCGUGCCUCGUCCAAGCUGACUGUACAUUUGACAUGGCAACGGCAAAAGUUGUAUGCAUGGAGGAAGCAGAUCCCGGCCCGUGCAGGGGCUACUUCCAGAGAUGGGCCUUCAAUCCGCAGAAAUUGAUGUGCGUGCCCUUCGCGUACGGCGGAUGUCGCGGCAACCGAAAUAAUUUCCUAACUGCGGAUGAAUGCGGCAACACGUGUGGCAUCGUACGAGCUGCUCUAACCGGUCAGUCUUUUAACGAAACCGUAAACCGAGAUCAAGUACCCAGCGAAUCGCUUAAUCCGCCUCCCGCUCGCCCCAUGCAUUGUGUGGUGACGCGUUGGUCACUUUGGUCACCGUGUAGUGUUACUUGCGGCGUCGGUUAUUCAACGAGUCAGCGUGUCAUCGAGCGAGAAGCUGCAAAUGGCGGCCGUCCUUGCCCGAAAAAAUUACAUCGUCGUCAUCGCUGCGAGCUCGCACCUUGUGAAGAAAUAUAAGUUGAAAAGAAACUUUAUAUAUUCAAUGGCAUUUAAUUUAGCAUAUAGCAAAUAUAUUUUAAGAAUUUUAUAUAAGGACAAAGAAUCUAUUGACGAGAUCAUUUUAUUUCUAUCUAUAGAAAAACAGAGAUAAAUCUCGGUAAAAAAGUUUUUAAUUUUAGAACAUAUGACCUAUGCCAUAUUAAUACGAGUGCAUGAAUGGAUCGUUGUGAUCUGCUUGCAAUUUGAUUAUUUCAUGUUUUCACAUUUUUGAUAUUUUUUUAUGACUACAUAGUAAAGAAAUAUAAUUUGUAAAAAAAAUUGAAUUAUAAAAUCAUUGAAUCUUUUCGAUUAUCGAUAAUCAAAUAUCGUUUAUAACAAUAUUAUAUGAUCUACUGAUUCACAUUGAACAUUCCAUAAUUAAUAUUAAUCAAUAUUUUUGUAGACUAUCAAUGUUAUAUUAUUGUGUUACGGUUCCAUUUACUGCCGGUGUGUACUGCCAUUUUUAAAUUAAUCGCGUUAUUAAAUUACAUUAUGUUGCAUUUUAUAUUACAUUUUAUACUACAAAAUGUUAGGUCCAAAAUAAACGAAUUAUCAGAAUAAAUGAUAUUUUAUUAAUGGUCA
This is a messenger RNA of Cataglyphis hispanica, 3054 nucleotides long. RefSeq names its product spondin-1-like (gene fat-spondin). Bases 178 to 2451 code for a protein of 757 amino acids. Gene Ontology annotation, cellular component: extracellular matrix. Gene Ontology annotation, molecular function: serine-type endopeptidase inhibitor activity. The record is from RefSeq and is a predicted model, not a curated record. Gene Ontology annotation, biological process: cell adhesion. Lineage: Eukaryota; Metazoa; Arthropoda; Insecta; Hymenoptera; Formicidae. The transcript is spliced from 12 exons.